ACGGAAGUAGCUUCACCAGGAGAGGCAAACACGGCAGCGGCUCCAGUUCGUGCUCAGUCGGGCUCCGGUAACGGACAGUAUAACGGGUCGUACUCUCCGCAGCGGACUGUGUGUCUCCCGGCGUGUUUGUGUCGGUGUGUCCGGUGACUGAGGACAUGAUGGAGAAACUGUUAACGGUGACCGUGCUGACGGCUGUGGCUUUAAGUCAGGUCACCUGCAGCCCCGCCACACUGAAGAGGGUCACCAAGGCUCAGAUUCUGGGUUUUGACUGGAAGAACUGUGGGAAGCCAGAUGCUCCGGCGGUCCUGAAGACUCUGAGCGUGUCUCCAGAUCCCAUCUCCAUCCCAGGAGACCUGACCGCCUCCGCCUCUGGAUCCACAUCUGUAGAGCUCAAUGCUCCGCUGGCUGUGAAUGUGACCCUGGAGAAGGAGGUGGCGGGUUUCUGGGUGACCGUCCCCUGCCUGGAGGAGCUGGGCAGUUGUCACUAUCCAGACGCUUGUGACAUCCUGAACCAGCUGAUCCCUCCUGGUCAGGACUGUCCUGAGCCGCUGCACACCUACGGCCUGCCCUGCCACUGCCCCUUCAAAGCUGGCUCGUACUCUCUGCCUCAGUCAGACUUCUACCUGCCCUACAUGGAUCUUCCCUCCUGGCUGACCAACGGGAACUACCGUGUGCAGGGCAUCCUGGGUAGCCAGGGCAAAGAGCUGGGCUGCCUCAAAGUGGCUCUGUCCCUUCACUCUGACUAAACCAACGCCGCCGCCGCUGCUGCCACCGCUGCCGCCGCUGCUGCUGCCGCUGCUGCAGACACUCGGGAGGUUUCAGGUUGUCGUUUAUUUGCACAUAAACCAGUCAAAAAAUUGGGAAACAAAAGCAGAAGUUGCACAAAGUGUGAAACUGAGAAACUUCACAGGGUUUAUUCAAGUUUUUUUAUGUUCGACGACGGUGAGAAAAAAAGACGAUAAGCUCAUUUCACAUUUUUGACGCACAGUUCUUUGGGAGAAAGACGAGACAGAUAUUUUUGGGAAAAGAAAUCUAACAAAUCGUCUGACAACUGCAGAUAAAACUAAUAACAGACGAACAAUGUUCACAGAGUCCUUUAACCAUCAAACAUGGUGCAAUACAGUGAUAUUUUUUUACUGGUGUACACAGAAACAAUAUUCACCUCUGUCUCUGUUUACACAGACUUCAGCUUCACUGGAAAUUAACAGCUACUUUGCAUGAAAGCGACGCUUUAACAUCAUCACAUGCAAACACUGAGAACCACAGGGAUUACAUCACAAAUACUUUUACUUUGGGAGGUUUGGUGUUCGGUUCUUCCACUGGUUAUGGGUGUAUUCACUGUUAUAGAAGGUGAAACAUGUUCGAUGUAUUUCAAUCAGAAACACUGAUCCUUUUUAAAAAUCUAUAAGUAGACUUUUAUUUCAACUUAUAGUCAGAUAUAAAUUAAGUUUAUGUCCAGGACAUCAUCCAGGACACUUCACAGUUUCAGCCUCUGAUGGCUUUGAGACCUUUAAUAAAGUUGUUCACUGACUCAAAGUCAAAAACAAUCGCAUAAACAUUCUGCCUUUAUUGUGUGACAGUGUGAUGUCAUAGUGCGACCAAGAGGUGCCAAAAAAUAUCUUAAAUUAUCCCAUCACAUGAACCCUGUUGUGCCUCGCUGCUGAAACGUUGCUUCAUUUCUGUUCAUCCACAGAGAAAAAGAAUUAUUCAGUGUUUCAGAUUAUUGGAGACAAUUAGCCAAUAAUCACAUCAGAUCAACGGCUGAAUCCAAACGUCCGCACUUCACUGCUCUUGCAGACUUUGCGGGCGGGUUCUCGGGAAGUCUGGGAGUGCUGAGGGCUCUGAAUCCACAAUUCAUCCAGUCCACGAGGGGCCUGAAGAUACAGACUGAAUUAUUUACCCACAGUUCACUGCAGUACAGACAUGACGUUGAGUUUUUUUUUUUCAGUUGACUGACUGAAAACCAAGACAAACAUAUCAUGACCGUAAAACAGUUAUUGGAUUAAAAUGUUACUUGAAUCACGUAGGUCAGAAAUAAUAUUAAACCACAAUAUGAUACAGCAAUAUGUAGAAGCAGAGGCCAUAGAGGGAUUAAUAUGCUUUUCAUUAUAGCAGCCUAACCUUAUAAUAGCUGUGCAGUGUGGUGCCAAAUAUAUAGGCUCGGAAAAUUAGCCAAAAAUAACAACAAACAAAGGUCCAAUGUAACUUACACCCGGUGUAAUCAGUCAUCGUGCGGCCCUAUUUACUAACGUGUCCGUGUUUGUACAGCGAGUCUCUGUUGUCGCAGACUUUACAUGAUGACAGUGAACACAUCACAGUACAAACACCUGAAGUCCAGAGGGCAGACGUUUAGAUUCAGUCUGAUCUGACAUCACACGUGUCAAAGACUUUGAGUCAAGGUUUUGUUUUGUUUUUUGUAAUGGAUAAAUCCAUGUAGCAUCAGCUCUGUUAAAAUAAUAACAUCCUUCAUACAUGCUCAUGUGCUCAUGUGCUCUUUCCUCUGUGUGUGAUUUUGCUUUUUUAAAGUUGUUUUCAUUUCAGUUAUUAAUUGUUUCUUUUUUUACUUCUUUAACGGGAUGUUUUAAAAAAAAAAAAGGGGUCAGUGAAUCACUGCUGGGAAUAAAAACGGCGUAUUCAUGUAGUUUAACUGAUCGUAGCCAAUAUAUGGCAUAUUUUUAUUGAUCUCUGUGUUUUUACCGAGUGCCUGAUCAGAUCUUUACGAGGAGUUAGUGAAUCGAUGCUGUAGAAAUGAACAAAAGAGGAAAAGAAAUCAGGUCGUGAUGAUUUUAAUUUGUUCUAAAUGUUCAGUGUUGAUAACGACGACGAUAGAUUAUGUUUGUACAGUUUUUAAUAAACAUAAUCUUAUAGACGAUGUUUGUUUACAUGUGUUCAGAUACUUUCAAGGGGGGGAUCACCAGAGGCACCAUGAUACCAUAUUAUUACCAUACUUUAAUUAGUUUUGCCUUGACAUAUAUUGCAAUUCAUUACCUUUAUGUCAACUGCAAAUUCUGUCCCCAGAAGAAAACUGUCAACAGUUUUUAUGUAAUAAGAUGACGUUUUCAGUCUGUUCAUCUCACUUCAGUCAUUUUAUUGGGAUAAAAAUGUGUCUAGUGUACGGAAAAAUGAACUGAUUUUAUUCUUCUCGCAGGCUGCCAAAAGUUUUAUCUGCAUUUGCAAUAUUCUUAAUUUGUGAAAUUUAAGAAAUGACACCUGGUGUUCAUGUAUUGAUACAAUAUUGCCGCCCAAAUUACACAAUACAAUACUGUAUUGAUAUUUAGAAAACAGAUUGUUGUGAUAUUGAUGGGGAGAUAAUUCUACAUUGUUAAAAAAAACACAUAUUUAAAGUUUGAAAAGGUUUCAGUGAUUAAUAUUCAUUUGUUAAGUUUAAUAGAAAGAUGAAUUUGAGUUGAACAGGAUUCAACUUGUGGUUUUGGAGGUUGAAGUCCUGCGUUCAGCUGAAAGUGUUUGUGUCCCACAGUUUUAGGGAAAUGAUCCCAAAUAUACCAACAAGAAAACCGAGGACUUCUUCUUCUUAUGUUUUAAUGUCAGCAGAACAGUGAAACGUUCCUGACCGUCAGCUGAACUCAGACCAGACUGAAUACACACAUCCCCUAAAACAAGCAGGAAGUGAAGCCGUUAUUGUCAGUGUGUUUCCUGUGAGAAACGCACUCAGAACAUAAUAAUGGUUCCUAUAUGAUCAAUAUGUCAGUGGAGAUUCAUCAUACUGAUCAGAAGACACUUUAAUCUGCAGCUGUGAAGGAGCAGCUCCAUGUUUCACCACCAGGUGGCAGCACUUCCUCUGACGUUUACACUGUCGUAUUCACUUAGUUAAACAGCACUGCUCCUCACUGCUGGCACUACAGGUACUAAUAAUACAACACUACAUGAAACUAAAAAAACUGCGCUGGACCAAAAGCCAAAAAACACUUUUCACUGUUAUUCUUUUGUGAUUUAACAAAAAAAAAGGUCUUCUGUAACACCUACUGAAUAUCUUGCAGAAAUCAUAAUUCAUUUAUUUCAUUCAACCCAUGUUUAAUCGGGUAAAUCCUGUUGAGAUCAGCAGUCUCUUUUACAAGGGAGAUCUGGUCAAGAGAGCAGUACACAAAAAGUUAAAGCCAAACAACAAAAAUCAUAAAAGAUGUACAGUAAUAUAAAAAAUAUUGUAACACAUACGCAUAAUGACAAGAACCAAACAAAUUCAUUCAACCUUGUCCUUAUGAGAGCUUUAAAACCAGGCAGAUUAUCACGAGCAGGGAUGGGCAGUAUUUCUAUUACUUGUAUUUAAAAUACAUAUUUCAAUUACAUUUGAGUAUUUUGUAAUGUGUAUUUGAUAAGGCCGAUAAAAAGCAAAUGUAAUUUGUAACAAAAUACUUUUAAGUGGAGUAAUUUUGUAUUUAAAAUACUCAAAAUACUUUCUCCAUGCAUCAAAAACCAAAAAUAAUAGGCUACACUUUCUUAUAAUAUUAGAUGUAACUAUAUUUUUACUACUUUUCUAGUAUAGUUACUCAUGGUCUCUAAUUGCAGUAUGCAAAUUUUGACUAUUUUUGGUCAAGGACUUUUUGAGUUAUUCAUGAAAAGCUUUGUGGACCAACCGACCGACCGACUGUGUGUGUCAUAAGCAAACAUAUACAACUGUGGAUGGAUUACUGAACAGGCCCAAAGACUCGAAGCUCACUGAAAAAGAAUCUGCACAGAGUCCAGGAACAAAACGAUGAAGUACAGCAGUGAUACUGAACUUAUGGUAGAAUCUGGCCCCCCAUAGGGUGCUGGGUGGCUCCUCAUCCACUUUCUAAAUCACAAUAAAAAUGAACUGAUUCACACUGGAAA
Messenger RNA from Epinephelus fuscoguttatus (brown-marbled grouper), 4827 nucleotides. Its product is annotated as ganglioside GM2 activator-like. The transcript has 4 exons. Gene Ontology annotation, molecular function: lipid carrier activity; enzyme activator activity. The record is from RefSeq and is a predicted model, not a curated record. The coding region runs from base 156 to 746 and encodes 196 amino acids. NCBI's taxonomy places the organism in Eukaryota, Metazoa, Chordata, Actinopteri, Perciformes, Serranidae. Gene Ontology annotation, biological process: lipid transport; ganglioside catabolic process. Gene Ontology annotation, cellular component: cytoplasmic side of plasma membrane.